Hydra vulgaris (swiftwater hydra) is the source of this 3966-nucleotide messenger RNA. NCBI's taxonomy places the organism in Eukaryota, Metazoa, Cnidaria, Hydrozoa, Anthoathecata, Hydridae. The record is from RefSeq and is a predicted model, not a curated record.
ACAAUGCACCCUUCUACAAAUAAAAGAAUCAAAAAGUGAGGGCAAGGAUUAGAGUGAUGAGAGUCUUAAUUCGAGUCAGUUUUAGGGUCAUGGCCUGAUAGUGUCAAGAUAAUUUUCAAGUUAUUCUAAUCCAAAUAUUAACCCUAAACGCCGACUCUUAAUAAUUUUUCUUUUUUAAUCUGUGGAAGAGUGCAUCAAAUCAAACAUACUUAAUAGAUAUGUAUCAACCUAUUUUCAGACAUACUAAUGGCAUACUAAAUCUCAAAAAAGCAAACAAAUAACUUUAUUUUAGAAUUAUUAUGAAGUCUUGAUGUAUUAACUAAAGCUUCAUGAAUAAUGGAUAAAUAAUCAACUUGUUCCAACAUACAGAGAGAAGCUUUAUUGGCUGAACCAACAAAAUCAGAUGAGCUUUUUUAUUAUACAUGGGUCAAUUGUUUUCAAGUAAAUCCAGGAAUUCAAAUGAUGCAUCAUUUAUGUUUUCUGGUUAUUGUGAUUAUUCUGAUUAUCGUGAUUAUUCUGAUUAUGUGAUUAUCGAAAGUUUUCAAUCGUCUUUUUCACCAUUCAGAGAAAAUCUUCCUAAGAAUGUAAGAGAAAAUGUAUACCCAAAUUAUUUUAAUAUGUAUGAACAUCAGUUACUUCAACCAAAAUGUCAACUAAAGAAAAUGCAUGUUAACCAAACUGAAAUAAAAUUUUCACCAAAUUCUUCUAAGAAUGUAUCAGAAAAUAUAUACCCAAAGGUUUCCAAAAAAAAAAAAAAAAAAAUUUAUUCCAAAAAAACAACAACAUUAGUUAACCAAACUGAUAUAAAAGCUCCUCCAAAUUCUUCUAAGAAUGUAUCAGAAAAUUCUUCUGAGAUUGUAUCAGAAAAUGUAUACCCAAAGGUUUCCAAUAUACAACAACCUUAUUUGCAACCUCAACCAGAAUUUCAACUUAGAAAAACAUUAGUCAACCAAACUGAUAUAAAAGCUCCUCCAAAUUCUUCUAAGAUGGUAUCAGAAAAUUCUUCCAAGAAUGUAUCAGAAAAUGUAUACCCAAAGGUUUCCAAUAUACAACAACCUUAUUUGCAACCUCAGCCAGAAUUUCAACUUAAAAAAACAUUAGUUAACCAAACUGAUAUAAAAGCUCCUCCAAAUUCUUCUAAGAUUGUAUCAGAAAAUGUAUACCCAAAGGUUUCCAAUAUACAACAACCUUAUUUGCAACCUCAACCAGAAUUUCAACUUAGAAAAACAUUAGUCAACCAAACUGAUAUAAAAGCUCCUCCGAAUUCUUCUAAGAUGGUAUCAGAAAAUUCUUCCAAGAAUGUAUCAGAAAAUGUAUACCCAAAGGUUUCCAAUAUACAACAACCUUAUUUGCAACCUCAACCAGAAUUUCAACUUAGAAAAACAUUAGUCAACCAAACUGAUAUAAAAGCUCCUCCAAAUUCUUCUAAGAUUGUAUCAGAAAAUGUAUACCCAAAGGUUUCCAAUAUACAACAACCUUAUUUGCAACCUCAACCAGAAUUUCAACUUAGAAAAACAUUAGUCAACCAAACUGAUAUAAAAGCUCCUCCAAAUUCUUCUAAGAUGGUAUCAGAAAAUUCUUCCAAGAAUGUAUCAGAAAAUAUAUACCCAAAGGUUUCCAAUAUACAACAACCUUAUUUGCAACCUCAGCCAGAAUUUCAACUUAGAAAAACAUUAGUUAACCAAACUGAUAUAAAAGCUCCUCCAAAUUCUUCUAAGAAUGUACCAGAAAAUUCUUCUAAGAUUGGAUCAGAAAAUGUAUACCCAAAGGUUUCCAAUAUACAACAACCUUAUUUGCAACCUCAACCAGAAUUUCAACUUAGAAAAACAUUAGUUAACCAAACUGAUAUAAAAGCUCCUCCAAAUUCUUCUAAGAUUGGAUCAGAAAAUGUAUACCCAAAGGUUUCCAAUAUACAACAACCUUAUUUGCAACCUCAACCAGAAUUUCAACUUAGAAAAACAUUAGUUAACCAAACUGAUAUAAAAGCUCCUCCAAAUUCUUCUAAGAAUGUAUCAGAAAAUUCUUCUAAGAUUCUAUCAGAAAAUAUAUACCCAAAGGUUUUUAAUAUACAACAACCUUAUUUGCAACCUCAACCAGAAUUUCAACUUAAGAAAACAUUAGGUGACCAAACCGAUAUAAAAGCUCCUCCAAAUUUUUCCAAGAAUGUAUCAGAAAAUGUAUACCCAAAGGUUUCCAAUAUACAACAACCUUAUUUGCAACCUCAACCAGAAUUUCAUCUUAAGAAAGCACAAGUCAAAUCAGAAUCAGAAUUAGAACUUCGGCUUAAAAAAACACAGGUUAACCAAACCGAGAAAAAAUUUCAACCAAAUUCUUUUAACAAUGUGACAGAAAAUAUACACCAAAACAUUUAUAAUAUGCAACAAUCAUUUAAUAAUCAGCAAACAGUUACUUGUAAUUCUGAAAAAGGAUAUCAAAAUAUGUCGAAUGAUAAAGUUUCAAAAUUAUGUCUUAAAAAUUCUAACUUGAAUAUUGACCAAAAAGAAUUAGUAAUUCAAAAAGAUGAAACAAAAACUGAGGAUAACAUUCUAAAUAAUUUCAUGAAAAAAGAACCAGUAAAAAUCAGUUCAGAGAAGUUGAAUGUUUCCAAUGCUGAAAGAUACCGCAUAGUUGACUCAAUCAAUAAAAAAGAAAAUAUGGAUACUCAUCUAAUUCAGGAAAUUGCUAAAAGUUUACGUGGAAUAUUGAUGACACCUAAAACAUUUAUAUCAAUUCCUAAUAAAGUUAAAAUAAAAAUCUUUAAUGAAUUUAAAAUUGACACUAAACAAAAAUUGGAAAUUAUUGUUGACCUAAUAUUUGAAAAAGCAGUCAGUGAGCCAGUGUGCAGCUUGGUGUAUGCAAAUUUAUGUCAAUCCUUAAUUGACUGUCUUAAGCUACCCUUUUCAGAUAAUUCCAAACCUGAUUGCACAUUUAAAGGGAUUCUUUUAAUUAAGUGUCAAAAAGAAGUCAACAUUUCUGAAAAGAAACUAUUGACAAAGGAGAAGAGUAAAAAAAUUGAUAAUCAAGAAAUAACGAAUCAAAGACUCAGAAUCAUACGUUUCAUGGGAGAGUUAUUUAAGUUUAAAAUAGUUUCAGAGAAUAUUAUGCACACUUGUGUAAUCGAACUUCUUAAAUGUGAAAAAGUGGAGUCAGCAGAAGACCAAUUAGAAUGUCUGUGCAAACUUUUUGUAUCUGUUGGUAAAGAUUUAGAUCAUCUUGAAGCAAAGUUUAGAGUAGAUCAUUAUUUUACCCAAUUGAACAAAAUUAUUGAUUACCGUUAUAUAUCAACUAAAAUCAAGUCUGAAAUUAGAAAUAUAAUUGAUCUUCGUGAUUGCAAUUGGGUAGAAACGAGAGAUGAACUUAAUCUGAAAUUAUUUGAUCAAAUUAAGAAUGAAGAAAAAAAAGAACAGGAAAAAGAAAAAGUUAUCCCACCUUAUAAAAAGAGACUAGAAGGAUACAGUAAAAAUCAGAAGAAAAUGACAAACAAUUUACGUGAUAGUUCAGUUCAAAGUGGCAUUGGUCUUUCUUUGUCCUUUAAUAGUUUGACAAAUAUCCAAUCUAAACAAAAACAUUUUAUUGCUGAAACAAUUGAUAAAGAUGAAUCUUACAAUAUAUCUCUCGGUUCUGAUGUUGGUAGUAGCAUUUCUUCCCAUUCAAAAGGAAAUAGGCGUAGAAGUCGAAGAAGAAGUCGAAGUAAAAGUCGUAGUCAUUCUACUGAUACAUCAAUUGAAUGUAUUCGUCAGAAUCAAACCGAUUAUCGUGAUAAUUUAAAUGAACAAAUUCAACCUAAAAACUGGAUUAAAAAAAAGGAUCUAACAUGGGAAGCAUAUCGAAUUUAUCGAUCAAAACACCCUGGGCCAUUGACUGAAAGAUCUUUUCAGCGGUGGGUUCGUUAUGAUGGGAUUGAUGACCCCAGCUUUAAAUGGAGAGGAAAAAAAAAUUAAUGUAAAAUUCUAAUAAAGUUCUUGA